Messenger RNA from Penicillium bovifimosum, 1905 nucleotides. RefSeq names its product histone deacetylase RPD3 (gene rpdA). The transcript is spliced from 4 exons. Lineage: Eukaryota; Fungi; Ascomycota; Eurotiomycetes; Eurotiales; Aspergillaceae. The record is from RefSeq and is a predicted model, not a curated record. Gene Ontology annotation, molecular function: histone deacetylase activity. Bases 1 to 1905 code for a protein of 634 amino acids.
AUGGCUUUGGAACCGAUUUCUGACCGGAUCCUUGGAUCCAAGAACAAGAAAGUCGCCUACUUCUACGACUCUGAUGUGGGCAACUAUGCCUAUGUCUCGGGCCACCCCAUGAAGCCUCAUCGCAUUCGCAUGACCCACAGCUUGGUGAUGAACUAUGGGCUCUACAAGAAAAUGGAGAUUUAUCGCGCGAAACCUGCCUCCAAGUAUGAGAUGACCCAGUUCCACACAGACGAGUAUAUCGACUUCUUGUCCAAGGUCACGCCAGACAACAUGGAUCAAUUUGCAAAAGAACAAAGCCGCUACAACGUCGGUGACGACUGUCCCGUAUUCGACGGCCUUUUCGAGUUCUGCGGGAUCAGCGCGGGAGGCAGCAUGGAAGGCGCGGCACGACUGAACCGUAACAAAUGCGAUAUCGCUGUCAACUGGGCUGGUGGUCUUCACCACGCCAAGAAGAGCGAAGCAAGUGGUUUCUGCUAUGUCAAUGAUAUUGUCCUCGGAAUCCUCGAGCUUCUGCGCUUCAAACAGCGAGUCCUUUACGUUGAUAUCGAUGUCCACCAUGGCGAUGGUGUUGAGGAAGCUUUCUACACGACUGAUCGCGUCAUGACUUGCUCCUUCCAUAAAUACGGCGAGUACUUCCCCGGUACCGGUGAGCUCCGUGAUAUCGGUGUUGGACAAGGCAAAAACUACGCAGUCAACUUCCCUCUCCGCGAUGGAAUCACAGAUGUCACCUACAAGAGCAUUUUCGAACCCGUCAUCCGGAGCGUGAUGGAGUGGUACCGCCCUGAAGCUGUCGUCCUCCAGUGUGGUGGUGACAGUUUGUCCGGAGAUCGCUUGGGCUGCUUCAAUCUGAGCAUGCGUGGACACGCCAACUGUGUCAAUUUUGUCAAGAGCUUCGAUUUGCCCACCUUGGUUCUUGGGGGUGGUGGUUACACCAUGCGCAACGUUGCACGUACCUGGUCUUAUGAAACCGGUGUCCUUGUCGGAGAGUCUCUGGAACCUGAGCUUCCAUACAACGACUACUAUGAGUACUUCGCUCCCGACUACCAGCUUGAUGUCCGCCCUUCCAACAUGGACAACGCCAAUACCAAAGAAUAUCUGGACAAGAUUCGCGCGCAAGUCAUCGAAAAUCUUAAGCGUACUGCGUUCGCCCCGUCAGUUCAGAUGACGGAUGUGCCUCGGAAUCCCAUGCUGGAUGGCAUGGACGACGAGGCUGACGAUAUUAUGGAUGACCUUGAUGAGGAUGAGAACAAAGACAAGCGCUUCACUCAGCGACGAUUCGACCAACGCACAGAGAAGGCUGGUGAGCUCAGUGAUAGUGAGGAUGAAGACGAAAAUUCCGCGAACGGUGUUCGUCGCCAGCCAGGCGCCGCUCGCCGCCGGAAUCAAACGAACCACCGCAACCUUGAGCCGGAAUCUGGGAUGGACAGUGCUAUCGCAACUCCGCGAAACGCAUCAUCUGCCGCAGAAGGGGAAACGGAUACCGCCGUUGAUGCCGCGAUGGCUGAUGCACCACGCACCGAGCCCGAAGCGCCUUCCGUCGCUCCGGAAGCUUCGCGCGCCGGUGAAACCCCUAUGACUGAUGCCAAUCAGAUGGCCGUGGAAACCGAGGACCAGAAGCCUCCCGUCAUCCCUCAGUCGGAACUCCCCGCUCGUGAUGAAGAUACCACCAUGGAGGAUGCGGAACCCACUGCCUCAGAACAGAUUCAAGCCCCGGCGGUAACUGGUGAGGAUAAAUCUCUCGUCGAGAGCUCGGUUGCAUCUCCUCUGAAACAUCAGUCACCUUCUAACGAGGCUACCGGUCCUACUACUGGGGAAGGAGCCGAAGCCUCUGCGCCUGCCGCGGAACCUGAGGCACCAGUAACCAAGGAAGAGGGCCCGGAAUACACAGAGCCCAAGAAGGAGUAA